This is a messenger RNA of Lycium ferocissimum, 741 nucleotides long. RefSeq lists its product as uncharacterized. The transcript is spliced from 2 exons. Lineage: Eukaryota; Viridiplantae; Streptophyta; Magnoliopsida; Solanales; Solanaceae. The record is from RefSeq and is a predicted model, not a curated record. The coding region runs from base 38 to 538 and encodes 166 amino acids.
AAACGAAGAUUGGAUAGAAAGGGACAAGAGUACUUUAAUGAUUGUGGCUUCGCUUAUUACAACCAUGUCUUUUCAAGCUGGUCUCACCCCUCCUAGUGGAUUAUGGAUAGAGAAUUCAAGAGAUGCUGGAAUAGCAUCACCUAGUCCGAGUCCUCAAGAUACAACAGAUUCAUCAGUGACGGUAAAGGUCCCGGAUGAGGGUUAUUACCCUUAUAUGGUGUCCAAUACAUUUGGGUUUGUAGCAUCUUUGAGCAUCAUAUUACUGUUGAUAAGUGGCUUGCCUUUAAGAAAGAGAGGUUUAAUGUGGAUAUUGAGGUUUAUCAUGUGGAUUGCCAUUUCUGCAAGCACAUACACUUACAAUAUAACUAUCCAAGCCUUUGCCGGAGACAGCGCGGUCGUUGACCUCGAAUUCUUAUCUUACUCACUAAAUGUAUGGAUGGGAGUCAUGGCCCUCAUAUUCAUUAUCCAUGCAAUCCGCUUGAUGGUGAAGGCUGUUAGAAAGCUGAAACAAUUUAUUGCCAAGAAGAGUAAUGAAUGAAUUCCAGCUAGUGUAAUAGUAAUGUCCUAGCUAGUGUGAACAAGUACAAAACUCUAUCUCAUUUAUCUGAGGAUUCAUGAUCUCCAUGAUUGUAUUAGUACUCUAACAGUCUAGUACUUAUUUUAAAAUAUUUAAGUUUUAAACCUCUUUGAAUAGUAAUAUAUUGGUUGACAGAUUUAAGUUAUAUAUAUAGAUGAUAUUUU